AUGGGCAGCAAAGCUCUGCCCCGCUGCAAAGACGGCACAGCCACCAUCCAGCGCUUUCCGAAUCGGACUGCCCCGAAGUUCGAGGAAGUCAUCACCUUCUGCCGUCAGUACGACGUUGGCCUGGUCGUGGUCGGCCCGGAGCAGAUGCUCGCCGAUGGCCUGGCGGACCAGCUACGCGCCGAGGACAUCCCCGUCUUCGGGCCGAGCAAGGCGGCCGCACAGAUCGAGGCGUCCAAAGCCUUUGCCAAGGACUUCAUGAAGCGCCACAACAUCCCAACGGCGGAGUACCAGACCUUCUCCGCCCAAAAUGGGGGCGUGGAAGCCGCGCUGAAGUACAUCGACUCGGUUCCUUUCGAUGUUGUCGUCAAGGCCAGCGGCCUCGCAGCUGGCAAGGGUGUGGUUGUCCCGGAGACUGCCGAAGAGGCCAAGGCUGCCGUGCGCGAGUGCCUGGAAGCAAAGAAGUUUGGCGAUGCAGGUGCCGAGGUUGUCCUGGAAGAGCGGAUGUUUGGGCCCGAGUGUUCCAUUUUGGCGCUUUGCGAUGGCAAGCGGAUUGCGGUGCUGCCGCCCGCGCAGGACCACAAGCGAAUCUUCGAUGGCGACCGCGGUCCCAACACAGGUGGCAUGGGUGCCUUCGCGCCGACUCCGGUUGUCAAGCCCGAGAUGAUGGAGCAGAUCAGGAAAGAGAUCCUCAUGCCAACCAUCGAUGGCCUGCGAGCAGAAGGCAAGCCCUUCAUCGGAUGCCUCUUUGCCGGCCUCAUGAUCACGGCGAACGGACCGAAGGUCAUUGAGUUCAACUGCCGCUUCGGUGACCCUGAGACUCAGGCCGUCCUGCCUCUGCUGGAGUGUGACCUCUACCACGUUCUCAACUCUUGUGCGCAGGGGGAGCUGGUAAACCCAGACACCGCCAUCGGCGUGUCGGAGGUGCCCGCAACAGGUUGA
Symbiodinium sp. CCMP2592 is the source of this 939-nucleotide messenger RNA. The record is from the annotation of a GenBank genome assembly. Lineage: Eukaryota; Dinophyceae; Suessiales; Symbiodiniaceae.